Messenger RNA from Mercenaria mercenaria, 1874 nucleotides. RefSeq lists its product as uncharacterized. The coding region runs from base 542 to 1474 and encodes 310 amino acids. The record is from RefSeq and is a predicted model, not a curated record. The transcript is spliced from 7 exons. Lineage: Eukaryota; Metazoa; Mollusca; Bivalvia; Venerida; Veneridae.
UUCAACAACAAAUCACUAGAUGAGAUAUAUUAUUUCUUAAUUAUUUUCAUGUUAAAUUUUUUCGAAAGUUUUAUUAAUAGACAUAUCUUUGGUACUUUAAAAGAUAAUGACUUGAAAUUAAAAUUGUUUCUUUAUAAUCAUAAUCUGCAUGUGUGGUUACAUACCCCAUAACUCUAAUUGUUUUUUUGACAGAAUUAUGCCCUUUUUGUACUUACUUUUGCAAUCUUUGAUUUCUGGAUAUAACUAUUAUGUUUAAGUCAGCUUUUCUCAUAAACUAUCAAAGCUAUUGUAACAGUUUUUCACCAUUAUAAGCGGACGCUGUAUAUCAAGAAACAUUACUCUAUCCUGCUUUUUUAUACGCCCAUUUGAAAACAACAGCUCUUGUUUGCUGUCUAAUGUCUAAAUAAAUUGUAAAUAAAAUUGCAGGUACCUGUUUAACUCCAUUUGUGCCUAUUGCUGCAGCCAGGAAAGGAGUUCUGUUUUCGUCCUUAACCGAAAGUUUCACCUUCCAUGUUGUUUAACAAAGAGUGCAGUUUAUGAAAUGCUGUGUUUGGAUGCACAAAAUGAGAAAGUAACACCAAUUAGUUACAGCCACAUGAUGUUAAUAUGGAGAAAACAGUUAACACACAUUAAAAUCCCCAAGAAAUCAAGAUUCAGUCAGUGUGAUGUCUGCAUGAAAUUAAAAGACAAACUUGCCACCUGUCAAGACAAAACACAGAGAGAGGAACUUAUACAGAAGAGAAAGAAGCAUUUGGAGCAGCAGAACGCAGAGAGGCAGAAAUAUUAUAAACACAUAUCAAAGGCAAAGUUUACACCAUCCAAAUACGUCAGUAUUAUACUGGAUGCAAUGGAUCAAGAAAAAACGUCCAUUCCAAAGAUGUACGAAACACCCAAAUCAUUAGGAAACAUUUGGAAAGUGAAAAUUAACCUGAUGGGGGCAAUAGUACAUGGAUAUGGAUUGUAUGGCUUCUUCGACAGUUUCCAGUGGAGUCAUGGUGCAGCUUAUACCAUUUCAAUCCUGGUACAAGUACUUUUGUUGUUGGACAACAUUCCAGACACGCUGUACAUACAGCUAGACAACUGCCUUGGUCAGAACAAGAACAGGUACGUUCUUGGGUUUCUGGCUAAACUUGUAGAAGAAAACAUAUUUAAAAAAGUAAAACUAUCUUUCCUGAUGGUGGGCCAUACGCAUGAAGACAUCGAUCAGCUAUUUAGUCGCUUCUCAGUAUGGUGUGCACGUGAAAACAUUUUCACACUAGAUGAGCUAAUAGGUGGGUUUGAAAGAUGUUCAAAGAAGGGACCAAUAACUGGUAUAAAGACAAGUGAGGUGUAUGAUUUUCAAGACUGGCUGAAGUUAAACAAUAUAAAAAACCACUCAUACCCACAUGUAUUCAAAUUGACAAGAAAUGAAAAUGGUAAAGCAGUAAUAAAAUACAAGAAGUGGACAACAGACAAGGUAUGUAAUAAACUUUAGGCAAAUAUGUACUGUAUAACAACAUUAAGGAGUAUGCCAGUUGUUUGCCAUUAGUCCAUCAGAUUAUAAUGCAUAUGGGAACAAAUUAAUUCUGAUGUUUUCAAACAUGGUUAGUGCAAUUCCAAGCAAAAAUAAAUAAAUGAAUAUACAAGAAACGCGGCAAUGCCACCAAACCAGGUUUUCAACACUUUUCAUAAGAAUAAACAAGAGUGCCAGAAUGUCACAAUAUACGCCCGUCAAAGCAAAUUUCUUUACUCUAGCAUCUGUAUUUGCAGAUGUAAUUUUAAUUUUGUGGUUGUUUAGUAAUCAUUGUAAUUCUUUUGUUUUUCUAAGUCCACAAAAAAAUUCCUUACCAGGUAGAGAUACCUUAAAAUACACCUAAAAUUAGAAAGUAACAACU